CAAAAAAAAAGCACUCACGCAGUCUGGGCUGGGUCUGCUUGCUGCUUACAAGGAGAGGCACUCUUGUAUCCAUGGUGGUGCAGUGAUAACCUGAGCAAUUUUUUUUCUUUUUCUUUUUUCUCUGCACACAAGGGAGGCUCAUGUCUUUCUAAUGGACAUGAUGAGCUUUGUGCAUUUAAGGACUUUCCUUUUUCUGGUGUUCUCCGUAGCUCAGGUUUUGAUUGUUACAUGUCAAGACGCGACCAGUGGAGAUGACGUGAGCUGUACGGCCGAUGGCCAGGUGUACACAAACAGGGACAUCUGGAAGCCAGAGCCAUGCCGGAUCUGCGUUUGUGACAACGGUCAGGUGCUGUGCGAUGAAAUCCAGUGCGAUGAGCUGACCAAUUGUGAGAAGGUGGUCAUCCCAGACGGCGAGUGCUGCCCCAUCUGCCAGACUGAUUCAUCCACUGGUGGCGGGACGGGCACUUUCGGUGGAGACAGGAUCUACAAGGGUCAGAAGGGUGAACCUGGGGAUGUCCCACUUGUCACUGGUAUUAGAGGCCGCCCUGGACCUAUGGGACCUCCCGGCUCUCCAGGAGACAGAGGACCGCGUGGAAACAAAGGAAGGCCUGGCCUGCGGGGUUCUGCGGGUUAUGAUGGAGAGCCUGGUGUGCCGGGUCAGCCUGGCGAAGCAGGACCUCCAGGACAUCCAGCACACCCAGGAGGUCUGGGGUCCCAGAUGGCUUCAGGUUUUGAUGGGAAAUCGGCACCACAAGGCAUGUUAACUGGCUCAAGGGGAGAAUCAGGAGCGCGAGGACCUCCCGGACCUAGCGGCUCGCCUGGUCAAGCUGGACAACAGGGGCCACCUGGAGAGGUUGGAGAUCCAGGACAUAUGGGUCAAUCUGGCCAAAGGGGACCUGAGGGCCCUCCAGGGAAACCAGGUGAAGAUGGAGAAGCAGGCAAACCAGGAAACUCUGGAGAAGUUGGAUUCCCUGGAUCGGCGGGUGCUAGAGGAUUUCCUGGUACUCCUGGGCCUCCUGGACUGAAGGGUCACAGAGGCCACGGUGGAAUAAUUGGGCAAAAAGGUGAAACUGGAACUGUCGGAUCCAAGGGCGCCACAGGGCCCCCUGGUUCAAUGGGAGGACCCGGACCAAUGGGUCCUGCUGGGAUGCCAGGUGAGAGAGGACGCUCUGGACCCGGCGGUAUAGCGGGUAAACGUGGGCCACCUGGGAAUAUUGGAAAACCUGGUCCGAUGGGUCCCCUGGGUCUCAAUGGCCCCGCGGGAUAUCCAGGAACACCAGGAAUGAAGGGACAACCUGGCCCCACAGGAGUCCGGGGACCCGAAGGCCCACAGGGACAGAGAGGAGAGACGGGUCAUCUGGGUCGAGCUGGUCCAGUUGGCCUCCAGGGACCCAUGGGUACGGAUGGUGGCCCAGGUGCCAAAGGACCAGUGGGUAAUCUUGGACCACAAGGUCCAGGCGGCCAUGCUGGACCUUUUGGCCCACCAGGACCUCAGGGGAGCACCGGUCAGCCUGGUAUCAAAGGACAACUGGGAGAUGUUGGUGUAGCAGGAUUUAAAGGAGAGGCUGGACCCAAAGGGGAACUUGGUCCACCAGGCUCCCAGGGUGUGCUUGGACCUCAGGGUGAGGAAGGAAAGCGAGGAACACGUGGAGACUCCGGGUCUGUCGGACCUUCUGGUCCAGUUGGUGAGAGAGGAUCUCCCGGUAACAGAGGAUUCCCUGGUGCUGACGGGCUCCCAGGACCUAAGGGUGCUCAAGGAGAUCGUGGCACAUCUGGACCUGGAGGGCCAAAAGGUUCUCUAGGAGACCCUGGCCGUACAGGAGAACCUGGUCUGCCAGGUGCAAGGGGUCUUACUGGUACUCCUGGAGUCCAGGGGGCAGAGGGCAAGCCAGGACCGCUGGGUGCCCCAGGUGAGGACGGUCGUCCAGGCCCUGCAGGGUCCAUUGGAAACCGAGGCCCCGCAGGAAUCAUGGGAGUCCCAGGCCCCAAGGGCUUCAAUGGUGACCCAGGAAAGACAGGUGAACAAGGAUCUGCAGGAGUGGCAGGUCAAAGAGGUCCUCCAGGAAAAGAUGGAGAAGUUGGCCCUGCUGGUCCCCCCGGGCCAUCUGGUGUUGCAGGAGACAGAGGAGAGCAAGGACCUCCAGGUGUGAAUGGUUUCCAGGGUCUGCCUGGAAACCAAGGCCCCCCUGGAGAAUCUGGAAAACCAGGAGAUCUUGGUAUUCCCGGAGAGCUCGGUGCUGUGGGUCAAACUGGACCGAGGGGGGAGCGUGGAAUUCCUGGGGAGAGAGGAGACUUGGGCUCAACUGGUCUCCAGGGACCUAAAGGAAUCCCUGGUGCACCUGGUCCAGAUGGGCCAAAGGGAAGCCCGGGUCCCCCUGGUGCACUUGGUGAUGCAGGUCCUCCAGGUCUUCAGGGAAUGCCUGGAGAGAGGGGCAUCUCUGGCCCUCCAGGGCCUAAAGGUGACAGAGGAGCAGUUGGUGAGAAAGGAUCAGAGGGUACACCUGGAAAUGACGGCGCAAGGGGGGCCCCAGGUCCUGUCGGCCCGGUAGGAUCUGCAGGACCCAGUGGAGAGAAGGGAGAGCCUGGACCCAAAGGACCAGCUGGACCUCUAGGAUCCAGAGGAGGGCCUGGAGGAAGAGGUGACCCUGGCCCGAUUGGUUCUGUUGGUUUUGCUGGACCCCCUGGUCCCGACGGUCAACCUGGAGUCAAGGGGGAGCCUGGAGAACCAGGCCAGAAAGGAGAUGCUGGAUCACCAGGACCUCAAGGGUUGUCCGGAGCUCACGGACCUCCUGGGCCCGUUGGUGUUGCUGGACUGAAAGGUGGAAGAGGAACACAGGGUGCACCAGGUCCCACUGGCUUCCCUGGAUCUGCAGGACGAGUCGGACCACCAGGCCCAACUGGUCCAGUUGGAGAAGCCGGACCCCUUGGUCCUCCAGGAAAAGAGGGACCUCAUGGUCUUCGUGGAGACCAUGGAUCCCCUGGAAGACAAGGAGAGCGAGGUCCGUCUGGACCACCUGGCAGCCCAGGAGACAAAGGAGACUCUGGGGAGGACGGACCCACGGGUCCUGACGGUCCUCCAGGCCCAGCUGGAACCACUGGCCAGAGAGGCAUUGUGGGUCUUCCAGGUCAGAGAGGAGAGCGUGGAAUGCCAGGCCUUCCAGGACCAGGGGGUCCACCAGGAAAACAGGGAUCCACGGGACCAUCUGGAGAGAAAGGCCCCCCAGGUCCAGUUGGUUCUCCUGGUGCUAAUGGACCUCGUGGUGAUCCUGGUCCUGAUGGCCCUUCUGGAUCUGACGGCCCACCAGGCAAGGAUGGUCUUCUUGGACAAAGAGGAGCCCAAGGAGAUUCUGGUCCAGAAGGCUUGAUCGGUCCACAGGGACUCCCGGGCCCCCCAGGUCCUGUGGGUGCAUCGGGUGAUGCUGGAAGGCGAGGAGAUGCUGGCUCGAGAGGACCUGUCGGCCCACCUGGCUCUGCUGGAAAGAGAGGAUUAGUGGGACCCCAAGGACCAAGAGGAGAUAAUGGUGACCUGGGUGAUCAUGGAGAGCGAGGACAGAAGGGGCAUCGAGGUUUCACUGGUUUGCAGGGUCUUCCCGGACCUCCGGGAACAACAGGUGAACAAGGAACUUCUGGAAUUGUUGGACCAAGCGGUGCAAGGGGGCCUCCUGGACCUGUUGGGCCUCCUGGAAAGGAAGGAUACAUUGGACAGCCGGGGCCCAUGGGACCUCCAGGAACACGUGGACUCGGUGGAGAAAUCGGGCCAGAGGGCCCUCCGGGAGAGCCCGGACCUGCAGGUCCUCCCGGUCCACCAGGACCUCCCACGGCCGCCAUGGACGACCUGUACGGCCCUCAGGAUUACGACUCCGGCCCUCCCCCUCCCCCUGAGUUCAGUGAGGACGAGGCUCUGCCCAACAGCAACUCCACCGCCUCAUUUGCUGUGGACCCCAGCGUCCAGGCCACGCUGAAGGCCCUCAACAGUCAGCUUGGCAGCAUGAAGAGCCCAGACGGCAGCAGGAAACACCCCGCCAGGACCUGCGAUGACCUGAAGCGAUGCUACCCCAUGAAGAAGAGUGGCGAGUACUGGGUGGAUCCAAACCAAGGCAGUGCUGAGGACGCCAUCAAAGUGCACUGCAACAUGGACACGGGAGAGACCUGCAUCUCCGCCAACCCAUCCAACAUACCUCGUAAAGCGUGGUGGAGCUCUUCAAGGAACAAGCCUGUGUGGUUCGGAGCGGACAUCAACAGGGGAACGCAUUUCAUGUACGGCAACAAAGAUCAGCCAGCGAACUCCGUCACAGUGCAGAUGACCUUCAUCCGCCUCCUGUCCAAAGAGGCAUCCCAGACCAUCACCUACCACUGCAAGAACUCUGUGGGCUAUAAGGACGAGAAGAUGGGCAACCUCAAGAAAGCUGUGAUCCUCAAAGGCUCCAACGAUCUGGAGCUGAAGGCAGAGGGCAACAACCGCUUCAGAUACACAGUGGUGGAGGACUCCUGCUCUCAAGCCAAUGGCAACUGGGGCAAGACAGUGUUUGAGUACAGGACACAGAAAACAGCAAGACUUCCUAUUGUGGAUCUUGCCCCCGUGGACAUUGGAGGCCCCGAUCAAGAGUUCGGCAUCGACAUCGGGCCCGUGUGCUUCUUGUAAGAGCGAUAGCUGGGAUGCGUCGAGGACAAUCCUGAGACUGUUGAACUGACAGCUGACACGCUCAGCCACGUUGUACAUACAAGUACUGAGAACUACUCCGGCCCUGUGGCAAGAUAUUUAUUAUGCCUUUUUGACCAAGUUCAAGACAUCGACGAUUUGUAAGUUAGAAGAAUGUUUGGAAUUGAUAUAAAACAAUUUGGGUAAAAAUCAGAAUCAUUCCUCUGUCUUUUUGUGUAUGUUUGACUUUAAGCUUCAUGCAUGGCCUCAUUGGGUCCAAUGAUCGUAUUUUUUGACUAUUUUUUCACAAUUCACAUUGCCAAAAGAUUUAGGAAUAUAAAAGCUUUAACGUUUUAAUUGUAACUGCUGUUUAUAGGCCCAGAAAAACCCCACUGAAGCUAUGUCAGAUGUCCCGCCAUGACUAGUUUUUACAGAUUUUUUCUUUUUUCAUUUUAAAUGUCCGAAUAUGAAAACAAUUUUGUGGUGCUAUUGAGGAAACACAAACAGCUGAUGAUGCACUCGCCAGCUUGGCUAUUUUCUCAAGACAGUUUUAAUGGAACCACUGUCUGUAUCCAGUUAUUUUAAACUCUGUACCGAUCACGUAGGACAUUAAAGACGCAUUAAGACUGUCGAUUCCUCAGUGUUAGCUACCUCGUCACCGUAACUGAGAAAACGAUGACACUACGUGUAAAUCUUUUUUUUUUUAAUUUUAAUUUUCACAGGUGCUUUUCUGUAAGUGGUGUGAUCUUUGUGCACGUCUCCCGGCUGCGCGGUACAGGGCAGGGUUUGGGGGAUGCCAAUAAAGAUCUUUCUGUCAUCGAUGGAGAGAUGAAUGAGG
Molecule: messenger RNA, 5477 nt
Organism: Scophthalmus maximus (turbot)
Lineage: Eukaryota; Metazoa; Chordata; Actinopteri; Pleuronectiformes; Scophthalmidae
Gene: col5a2a
Product: collagen, type V, alpha 2a
Exons: 54
Coding region: 152-4642 (1496 amino acids)
Cellular component (GO): collagen type V trimer
Molecular function (GO): protein binding; extracellular matrix structural constituent
Source: RefSeq, a predicted model, not a curated record